GCGCGGCUUGCUUAAACUUGGCACGCCGCCCGCCGGCCACCAUAACCCGCCAUUUCUACCCCUGGCCCUCCCUCUCCUCCGAUUGGCCCCACCAAACAGGGAGAGAGAGAGGGUGAGAGGGCCCGGCAAAUAAUUCCUCCCUGUAACUGGAUCGAACCAGAGUGCUAGCUCAGCCAGCGUUCCGGCCACCCGGUGGUGCUGCACGUCGUCGUCGUCGGGGUGGUGGUCGCUACAUGCACGUGCUAGUGCUGGUUGCGUAACACAGCCACGAUGCGCCGCGGGACGCUCCCGCUGGCGCUGCUGGCCGCGCUGGCGACGCUGACGGCCGUGGCGGGGCAGGGGCGGCCAGUCACCGACAGCGGCGCCCAGACGCCGCCCACGCCGUCCACCUUCACCCCCAAGGACAGCUUCCUCAUCGACUGCGGCGGGACGGCGCCCGUGAACACCACCGAUGGCAAGGCGUACAAGACGGACGCGCAGUCCAACCAUUUGCUCUCGGCCAAGGACGCCAUCCGGGUCGCCGACGACAAGGCCGACAUGCCCUCGCCGGUGUACCUCACCGCGCGGGUCUUCAAGGAGGAGGCCGUCUACAGCUUCCCGCUCACCGUGCCAGGGUGGCACUUCAUCCGGCUCUACCUCUUCCCGCUCAAGGGCGGCGACGUCGACCUCGCGUCCGCGACCUUCAGCGUGUCCACGGACGUCAACGUCCUGCUCCACAGCUUCACCGCCGAGCCCAAGCCGGUGAUGAAGGAGUUCCUCGUCAACGCCACCGAGAACCACCUUGCCAUCAAGUUCCAACCGCUCAAGGGCUCGGCCGCCUUCAUCAACGCCAUCGAGGUGGUGAACGCCCCAGACGAGAUCAUCACCGACACGGCCUUGGGGAUCGCGCCGGUGGGCCCGACCGGCGGGCUCUCGGAGGCGGCGUACCAGGUCGUGUACCGGCUCAACGUGGGCGGCCCGGCCAUCGGCCCCGCGAACGACACGCUCGGCCGGCAGUGGGACGUGGACACGCCGUACGUGCAGGCCAAGGAAACGGUGAAGGACGUGUCCGUGCCGUCGAGCGCCAUCAAGUACCCCGACGGGACGUCGAGGCUCGUCGCGCCGACGCUGGUGUACGCAAGCGCCGCCAAGAUGGCCGACGCGGACGUCGGGAGCCCCAACUUCAACGUGUCGUGGAAGCUCGACGUCGACCCGUCGUUCGGCUACUUCGUCCGCCUCUUCUUCGCCGACAUCGUCAGCAAGUCCAUGAACGACCUCUACUUCAACGUCUUCAUCAACGGGCGCAAGGCCAUCUCCGGCCUCGACCUGUCCACGGUCACCGGCGAGCUCGCGGCGCCAUACUACAAGGACUUCGUGGUCAACUCGUCCGUCGCCACGGACAAGCUCAGCAUCCAAGUCGGGCCCAUGGGUGAGGACACCGGCCGCGUCGACGCGCUGCUCAACGGCAUCGAGGUGCUCAAGAUGAGCAACUCGGUGGGCAGCCUGGACGGCGAGUUCGGCGUGGACGGCAAGAAGGCCGACGACGGAACCGGCAGCCGCAAGGCCGUGGCGGCCGUCGGGUUCGCCAUGAUGUUCGGCGCGUUCGCGGGCCUCGGCGCGAUGGUGGUGAAGUGGUACAAGCGGCCUCAGGACUGGGAGCGACGCAACAGCUUCUCGUCGUGGCUGCUGCCGAUCCACACGGGGCAGUCGUUCACCACCAGCAAGGGCUCCGGUUACGGGUCCCACAGGAGCGGCAACACCUUCUCGUCGACGAUGGGGCUGGGGCGGUUCUUCUCGUUCGCGGAGAUCCAGGCGGCGACCCAGAACUUCGACGAGAAGGCCAUCAUCGGCGUGGGCGGGUUCGGCAACGUGUACGUCGGCGAGAUCGACGACGGCACGAAGGUGGCGGUGAAGCGCGGGAGCGCGGAGUCGGAGCAGGGCAUCAACGAGUUCAACACGGAGAUCCAGAUGCUGUCCAAGCUGCGGCACCGGCACCUGGUGUCCCUCAUCGGCUACUGCGACGAGAACUCGGAGAUGAUCCUGGUGUACGAGUACAUGCACAACGGGGUGUUCCGCGACCACAUCUACGGCAAGGACGUGCCGCCGCUGUCGUGGAAGCAGCGGCUGGAGAUCUGCAUCGGCGCCGCGCGCGGGCUGCACUACCUCCACACCGGCACGGCGCAGGGCAUCAUCCACCGCGACGUGAAGACCACCAACAUCCUGCUGGACGACAACUUCGUGGCCAAGGUCUCCGACUUCGGGCUGUCCAAGGACGGGCCCGGCAUGAACCAGCUGCACGUGAGCACCGCCGUGAAGGGCAGCUUCGGGUACCUGGACCCGGAGUACUUCCGGUGCCAGCAGCUGACGGACAAGUCGGACGUCUACUCAUUCGGCGUGGUGCUGCUGGAGGCGCUGUGCGCGCGGCCGCCCAUCGACCCGCAGCUGCCGCGCGAGCAGGUGAGCCUCGCCGAGUGGGGCAUGCAGUGGAAGCGCAAGGGCCUCAUCGAGAAGAUCAUGGACCCGAAGCUCGCCGGCACCGUGAAUCAGGACUCGCUCAACAAGUUCGCCGAGACCGCCGAGAAGUGCCUCGCCGAGUUCGGCAGCGACCGCAUCUCCAUGGGCGACGUGCUGUGGAACCUCGAGUACGCGCUCCAGAUGCAGGAUGCCAACCCGCCCGAGGGCGCCGAGCAGGCCGGCGAUCAGCAGGACUCCGCCGACGGCUCCGUCGCCACCGUCUCAACGGAGAGCAGCUCUGGCGCCACCUCCGUGCCCGACACUUCCACCGCCGCCGCUGGCGAGCUCUUUCAGCAGCUCGCCGACAUGAAGGGGAGGUGAUCCAUCGAUCAAACACAGUUGACCAGCACUCAGCACCGCCUUCUGCAUGCACGCAUUGAUGCUGCACGCACGGUGAAAAAGAAAAGGAAAUUAAAAAACAAAACAAAAAGAGACUGACGAUUAUAUGCACGUGUGCGUGUAUCGCCUCUACAUUGCUGUCGCAUUGGUCGCAAGCAACAACUAGUACUGAAAAAUCGAUUCUUUCGAUCUGUCUAAGACGAGGGGUGUGAACUGGCGAUGGCGAGGAACCUGAUUCAGAAAUUUCCGACUAAUAUACGCCUUAAUGUAUUCAAUUCGAUCGUGGUGUUA
Messenger RNA from Phragmites australis (common reed), 3123 nucleotides. Its product is annotated as probable receptor-like protein kinase At2g21480. Lineage: Eukaryota; Viridiplantae; Streptophyta; Magnoliopsida; Poales; Poaceae. Gene Ontology annotation, molecular function: transmembrane receptor protein tyrosine kinase activity; ATP binding. The record is from RefSeq and is a predicted model, not a curated record. Gene Ontology annotation, cellular component: plasmodesma; plasma membrane. Bases 271 to 2814 code for a protein of 847 amino acids. Gene Ontology annotation, biological process: protein autophosphorylation. The transcript has a single exon.